AUGCCCCUCGCACAGCAAACCUCCGCCUCCCAAACACCACACAUCUCCCCCGCCGAACUCUCCUACCUCUACACCUCCCUCUCCUCCUCCGGACCCAUUCGCCCAGACGGCCGCUCACCAACACAAUUCCGCUUCCUAACUGCCGAAACGGGGAUAUUACCAGGCACAAACGGAAGCGCACGCAUUGGGUUCGCAGAUGGCUCGGAGGCGAUUGUGGGCGUAAAGGCGGAGUUGGAGAGGACGCUUGCGACGGAUGCGUUGGAUUUGAGGCAGUUGCAGGAAUUGGAGCAAGGUGCUGAUUACGGCGAUGAAGAUGGGGGGGAUGGAGGUGGUGGUAGUGGCGAGGGGAGUCGUGCGACUCCGGGACAGGGUUCGUGGGUGCAGAUGUCUAUUGAGAUCCCGGGGUUUAGGGAUGAUGAUGCUCUGCCCGUGUUUUUGUCGGAGAUGAUGAGGGAGUCUCUUGUGGGAUCUGCGGCGAGUGGUAAUGAGGAUGAAAAGAUGGUUGGUGGGCUGAAAGGCAGACUGGUUAUUAAUCGUCGGUGGCAUUGGAGACUUUAUAUUGACGUCCUACUCCUAUCMCCGCCACAAUCCUAUCCUCUCCCACUUCUCUCAUUAACCACCCAUCUAGCUUUACUCUCAACCCGGUUACCAAAACUUAAAUCGCAAGGCGAAGAAGAUCCUUUCUUUGAAGAUGACUGGAAUCUAUCAGAAUACAUCUAUCCACGACCAAUAGGUGCCGCACAAAAACAAACUCAACGUCAAGCGCGCCCACCAGUCACACUCCUCGUCAUAUCCACAGGCCAGAAUGUCAUCUUCGACCCAACCCGGGAAGAAAUCGCAGUUGCCGAUGCGGUGCUCGCGGUAUCAAUCGGGCGCGAACAAGACAUUGAAAACACAGACGCAAAUUUAAAGCUUCUUUCCAUCCGCACAAUUGAUCCACCAUCAAGACUGACGCAACAUGGUGUUCCGGACUCGGAGAAUGCGGCUACUUUGGCUGCUCUUGCUGCUGGUCCUACUGCUGCUGCCCCUGGAACGCGCAUAGAGACUGCAUUUGCGGGCACAGAUGAGGAAGUGCCCGGUGUAUGGAAGCCGAGAAGAGGCGGUGUGUCGCGCAGUGUGAUAUCAAAGAUUGUCAAGAUGGUGUUGGCCAAGGGCGGUGUUGGUGAUGAGGUUAUGGAGGGUUUGGAGGGGGUUGAAGUUAGCUGA
Talaromyces amestolkiae is the source of this 1206-nucleotide messenger RNA. RefSeq lists its product as uncharacterized. NCBI's taxonomy places the organism in Eukaryota, Fungi, Ascomycota, Eurotiomycetes, Eurotiales, Trichocomaceae. Bases 1 to 1206 code for a protein of 401 amino acids. Gene Ontology annotation, cellular component: nuclear exosome (RNase complex); cytoplasmic exosome (RNase complex). Gene Ontology annotation, biological process: exonucleolytic trimming to generate mature 3'-end of 5.8S rRNA from tricistronic rRNA transcript (SSU-rRNA, 5.8S rRNA, LSU-rRNA); U1 snRNA 3'-end processing; U5 snRNA 3'-end processing. The transcript is spliced from 2 exons. The record is from RefSeq and is a predicted model, not a curated record.